CCCGGGGCUCCGCGAGCCUGUCCAGCAUCCCCCGAGUGCCUCGUUAGCCCGAGGGGCCCCCUCGGCCCUGCACUAGCGACGCCUCCCGCCCGACGCGUCUCUUUCUAGUACAAUGUAGGUCGUGUUUGAAGCGCGUUUAGUGGCAGCCCAAUGUUCAUGCAACUUGAACCACCGCAGCCUGAGAUACACCGUCAACUCAUGCAGUCCCGGUCAGCUCUGUUUUCCGUUGAAGCGUUGACAAUAACGAUCUGACCGUAUCUGACUGCCUUGGGGUUGUAUGUUGUGGCCUCGGACCGUGAGCCGUGUCAAUUUAUCCACGCGUAGUCUCCCUCCGAGACGGCACACCCAUCUGCUCGUACUAGCAUACCGUCAUUCCCGCGCAAUGUCUUCUCUAAAACGAAAAGAACCUCCCACCUCCGCCAGCCAACCGAAACGGAAUGGCGACCUCACGUCCUUCUUCGGCCCUCCCAAAGUCACACCGUCGGGCGGCGGGAAGCCUACGUCCUUUACCAGCAGCUCAACAGCAAGUGAUGCGCCCCCAUUGAAGUUCGACAAGGACAAAUGGGUGGCCAGCCUGACCGAGGAGCAGAGGAAACUGCUGAAGCUAGAAAUCGACACUUUGGACCCGAGCUGGCUGGGCGCAUUGAAAGACGAAGUCACGUCGCCGAGUUUUCUGGAACUGAAGCGGUUCUUGCAGAAAGAGAUUGAUUCAGGACAGAAGAUCUAUCCUCCGCUCGAGGACGUGUACAGCUGGUCUCGUCACUGUCCUCUACACAAGGUGCGCGUGGUGAUCCUAGGACAAGACCCCUACCACGGCCACAACCAAGCCCACGGCCUCUGCUUCUCUGUGCGACCACCUACACCUGCUCCGCCAUCCCUUAAGAACAUCUACAUCGCCAUCAAGAAAGAUUAUCCCGAUUUCAGCCCACCGCCCAAGAACUCGGGGCUCCUGACACCAUGGGCCGACCAAGGCGUGCUCCUGCUCAACACCUGCCUAACGGUGCGUGCGGGCCAGGCCAAUUCGCACGCCAACCGCGGCUGGGAAAAGUUCACUCAAAAGGUCAUUGACACGGUUGUCAAGGUGCGGACGCGGGGUGUUGUGUUUUUGGCUUGGGGCAUGCCGGCCCAGAAACGCUGCGAGAAGAUUACCGGAGGCCGACAUUUGGUAUUGAAGAGCGUACAUCCGUCCCCACUGAGUGCUCACAAGGGGUUCUUCGACUGCGGCCACUUCAAAAAGGCCAAUGAAUGGUUGGAGUCACGCUACGGUCCGGAAGGUGUGAUUGAUUGGAAUCUGAACGUCCAGCAUCCGAUCAAGGCGCCACCGGUCCAGGAACCAGUCAAAGCCACGGCUAGUCAGGAGAAGACGCCCGAAGAAGACGGGCCAGUCACAGAACUCCCGGAGAAGACGGAUGGUGAGAAGGUCGUGCAGAAGGAUGAGUUUGACGGCGAGGACGAUGAAGAUGCCAUCGCCGCAAUGGAGGAAAUUGCCCGACAAGAAGACCAAGCGGAGGCAACUAAGAAAACCAAUGUCGAAUCUGGCGGUCCAGACGAUGGUGGUGAACCCAAAGGCACUCGAGAAGAGACCAAGUCUGAGGCGACCGAUGAGAAGGCUGUCUAGCCCUGUUAUGUUAUUCAGCAUGGGUGCAAGCACUGGUGUUUCCUCGAGUCAGCUUUCCGAAGUUGAUAAUUCUAUUGAUGUUGAUGUCGAUACCAUGUCUGGUCGACAUAGCAUGGUUUCAACACUGCUCCCAGUCAGUACAGGGAUGUCGAACUCUCGAGCCAUGGAUUGUUGCCUUGAUCUCGCAAAAUGUGCAAUUAGAGGCUCCGUCAACUGAGGUGGUUCGAUGUCAUCUCAAACUCGGCGGCUGUCUGCGGUCCACAGGAUCCGCUAGAUACAGGAAAAGUGUUAAAAGACUUUUUUUUCCCUUUCGCGUUUUCCCAAAAAGAGCUGGUCGUCAGAUCCAAGGAGUUUGCUGCAGAUUUGGCGAGGGAACCAUAAUCAAAGCUUAAUAUGAGGCUCUGGGAAAGAGAGAGCCUUGCCAAUGUGCCAUACCUUUACUUUGCGGUAAAUGUACAGUCCUCCUGAAACACAUCAGCCUUGCUAGUAAGUAGUCAACAAGGGGGUCACAAGGGAGUCACAAGGGAGUCACAAGUGUCUUUCCAGCACUACGGGCAGCGUGGUCAAGGUCAGUGGUCACAGGGGCACCGAUACAUUUACAGUAUUUCCUUCUCUCUCUGUAUGAACAGACACACAACAAAGACAGUUAGUCGAGUAGUUCAAAUCGCUCCUUUCAUUUCCAACACUUGAUAAGUGUGUAAGUGUGUAUAUAUAUAUAGCUAAAUUGGCCAUCGGGUCCAUCAUCGGGUUCAUCCGUCGCUAUGUAGCUUGUUGACCACAACAAUCACUUAUGGAUUAUACUUCAACAGCCCCUCCUCAAUAGCCUUGAUCUGC
Molecule: messenger RNA, 2452 nt
Organism: Exophiala dermatitidis NIH/UT8656
Lineage: Eukaryota; Fungi; Ascomycota; Eurotiomycetes; Chaetothyriales; Herpotrichiellaceae
Product: uracil-DNA glycosylase
Exons: 2
Coding region: 278-1618 (446 amino acids)
Biological process (GO): base-excision repair, AP site formation via deaminated base removal; base-excision repair
Cellular component (GO): mitochondrion; nucleus
Molecular function (GO): uracil DNA N-glycosylase activity
Source: RefSeq, a predicted model, not a curated record